UUCCCUUUAAGAGCAAUGGGGAAGUGGUAGCCACGUUCGACUACAGGAGGAAAAGAGAGUAUGCCUUGACUUGUAGGCCCAACAGAAGAAUCUGAUAUAUCAGUUGUUUUUGAGGCUUCUAGAGUGCCAUAGUUUUUUAGAAUUAAAAGGGAAACCUUUAAGAAUGACCUCAUCAUGGGUCUCCAUGUGUGCUUUACUUCUUUGCCUUUCUAUCGAGAAACCAAUCCCCACACUUGCAUGGGAUGCAGACCUGGAGCUGUUCGAUCUCGUUGAAGAAAUACCGCAAACAUUCUAUGAAUUCUUGUCUGUGGAUCAGGAUGCUUCGUCCGCAGACAUUAGGAAGGCCUAUCGAAGGCUUUCCCUCACCCUGCAUCCAGACAAGAACAAAGAUGAAAAUGCAGAAACGCAGUUCAGGCAGCUUGUGGCAAUUUAUGAGGUCUUGAAGGAUGAAGAAAGGAGACAAACGUACAAUGACAUUCUGGUCAAUGGACUCCCUGAUUGGAGACAGCCAGUGUUCUACUACCGGCGGGUGAGGAAGAUGAGCAAUGCAGAGCUAGGCUUCCUCCUCUUCCUGAUCUUGACUGUCGGUCACUACGCAGUCAUAUGGUCUAUUUAUCUGGAGAAGCAGCUGGAUGAACUUCUGAGUAAAAAGAAGAAAGAGAAAAAGAAAAAGAUGAGUAACAAGGGCACGGAGGAUGGGAAGGGUGUCAACCAGGAGAAGAAUGAGCGGUCCUAUGACAAACCCCAGUGGCAUGACAUCCUGCCGCUCAAACUGAGCAUCUGGCUGUACUUCUCCGUGAAGUCCCUCCCUCAGGUCAUUCAGGAGGUGAAGCAGUACUAUGAAGACUAUCAAGCAAUGAAGGUCAAAGAGAAGGAGGAAGCUGAGGCCUUGGCUGCACAGGAGGCACAACAAAAGGAAAAGCGUCCUAAAGUAAAGAAGCCAAAGAUAGAGUUCCCUGUCUAUGAGCCCAGCGCCUUCGAUACAAACUAUGCAGCUCCGUACGACCAGGCAGCGUCCAUUGAAGACAUCGAGGACCAGAUGGAUGACUGGCUAGAAGAAAAAAAAUCUCAGAAAAAGAAAGUCCCCGAGUGGACAGAGGAGGACCUCAGCCAGCUCAGCAGGUGCAUGGUGAAGUUUCCAGGGGGCACUCCGGGACGGUGGGAGAAGAUUGCCCAUGAAUUGGGCAGGUCCGUGUCAGAGGUAACUGCAAAGGUCAAACAAGCCAAAGACAAUAUCACCAUCACACCAGGGCUGGUGAAGCUCUCCGAUCUGAAGGGUGCCUCUGUAGGGGGUAAAGUGUCCAAAGCAGGGGCGGUGCCGGACAACCUGAUGACCCAGCGUGAGGAGCUGCCACUGGCCCAGGAGCAGCUAGCGGAGCCAGACGGCGGCGAGGAGACGGAGGCGAAGGGCCUGAGGAGGAGGGCGAAGAGGGCAGCAGCCGGCGCGGGGGCAGGGAGCGGGAGUGGCGCUGGGGAGGACAAGCCCAGCCGGAGCCGUCGCCAGAGGGACUUUGAUCCUGACGCCGUGGAAGAGGACAGUGACGAGGACAGGCGGGCGCAAGCGCCAGCACCGCAGAAGGAGAAAGCCUGCGCUGCCCCUGCAGAGGAUUUGUGGACACAGAACCAGCAGAAGCUUCUAGAGCUGGCGCUGCAGCAGUACCCACGCGGCACCACGGAACGCUGGGACAGGAUCGCUAAAGUGGUGCCCGGAAAGAGCAAGGAGGAGUGUAUGAUUCGUUAUAAGUUGCUGGCUGAACUCAUACAGAAACGGAAGCAAGCGAAGAGCUGACUCUCCUCCGGCAGCCAUUUUGGGUUUUCACUUUACCUCUCACCUGUCUGUCAUGUGCCUUAAGCUCCACACUGAAAGAGAACCCAGUUACCAGACAUCUACAAUUCCCAAGAUUCUACUCGAUAUGGAAGCCAUAGCAUUAUACUUCAGGAGAAUUUCACAUCUCCUUUGUGAAACCAUCUGUUGCAAUAUAUGCUGAAAAUGUUUUUAUUUAUUUUUCAUUUUGCAUUUCAUCCUUUGCAUUGUCCCCUUUUUCCUUCAUAGUUUAUCUGUUUUCAGUGGGAAGCUGUCAACAUUGUUUAAGGUGUUUUUAUAAAUCCAUGAAUCAAAUAACUUUUCA
Molecule: messenger RNA, 2129 nt
Organism: Alosa sapidissima (American shad)
Lineage: Eukaryota; Metazoa; Chordata; Actinopteri; Clupeiformes; Clupeidae
Gene: dnajc1
Product: DnaJ (Hsp40) homolog, subfamily C, member 1
Exons: 11
Coding region: 164-1789 (541 amino acids)
Cellular component (GO): endomembrane system
Source: RefSeq, a predicted model, not a curated record